Molecule: messenger RNA, 1604 nt
Organism: Odocoileus virginianus texanus
Lineage: Eukaryota; Metazoa; Chordata; Mammalia; Artiodactyla; Cervidae
Gene: CXCR2
Product: C-X-C motif chemokine receptor 2
Biological process (GO): immune response; calcium-mediated signaling; neutrophil chemotaxis
Cellular component (GO): external side of plasma membrane; membrane
Molecular function (GO): C-C chemokine binding; interleukin-8 binding; C-X-C chemokine receptor activity
Source: RefSeq, a predicted model, not a curated record
UCUGCCAGUUUAUAAAAUGACGACUAGUUGUCAAAGAGCUGACCUGGGAAUUAAUUAUUCAAACUAUCAGAAGCAUCCCGCACCCUCAGGGGCUCCACCCCAGAAUUGAGCAAUAUAAUCCACCACUUACUUCCUCACUGUGUUCUCAGCACCGCCGCCCUUUCUUCAGUCAGACACAUCUGCCUUUCCUGGAGGUGUCCCACAGGUGACAAGCCCAGAAUCAUGGCUGAAACAAAAUAUACUUCAAAUAUGGAAGGAUUUAACUGGGAUAAUUACAGCGAUGAAGAUUUUGGCAAUUACAGUUACAAUACUGACCUGCCUUCUAUUCUACCAGACUCUGCCCCAUGUCGACCAGAAUCUCUGGAUAUCAAUAAGCAUGCUGUGGUCGUCAUCUAUGCCCUGGUCUUCCUGCUAAGCCUCCUGGGAAACUCCCUGGUGAUGCUGGUCAUCUUAUACAGCCGGGUCGGUCGCUCUGUCACUGAUGUCUACCUGCUGAACCUGGCCAUGGCUGACCUGCUCUUCGCCAUGACCUUGCCUAUCUGGGCCGCCUCCAAGGCAAAGGGCUGGAUCUUUGGCACACCCCUGUGCAAGGUGGUCUCACUCCUGAAGGAAGUCAACUUCUACAGUGGUAUUCUACUGCUGGCCUGCAUCAGCAUGGACCGCUACCUGGCCAUUGUCCAUGCCACACGCACACUGACCCAGAAGCGCCACUGGGUCAAGUUCAUAUGUAUAGGCAUCUGGGCCCUGUCUGUGAUCCUGGCUCUGCCCAUCUUCAUCUUCCGCAGGACCAUCCACCCACCCUAUUCCAGUGCAGUCUGCUACGAGGACCUGGGUGCCAAUACAACGAAAUGGCGAAUGUGGAUGAGGGUCCUGCCCCAGACCUUUGGCUUCCUCCUGCCCCUGCUGGUCAUGCUGUUCUGCUACGGACUCACCCUGCGCACGCUCUUUUCAGCCCAAAUGGGGCAGAAGCACCGGGCCAUGCGGGUCAUCUUUGCAGUUGUGCUCGUCUUCCUGCUCUGCUGGCUGCCCUACAACCUGGUCCUGGUCAUGGACACCCUCAUGAGGCUCCAUGUGAUCCCUGAGACCUGUCAGCGCCGCAAUGACAUUGGCCGGGCCCUGGAUGCCACCGAGAUCCUGGGCUUCCUGCACAGCUGCCUCAACCCUCUCAUCUAUGUCUUCAUUGGCCAGAAGUUUCGCCACGGACUCCUCAAGAUCAUGGCCAUCCAUGGCCUGAUCAGCAAGGAGUUCUUGGCCAAGGACGGCAGGCCUUCCUUUGUUGGCUCUUCUUCAGGGAACACGUCUACUACCCUCUGAGACCCCUCAGCGGGCUCCUCGCUUCCCCUCAGCAUCAUCCCAAGCCCCAUGUCCUCUGGCCAGGCACAGUCCCGUGUCAAGGCAGCUCCCCACUGUGGCUGUAGGAAGUUGCUGAGGCCACGUCCCUCUUAGGCCCCCAUCACAUGGAUUAGACAGCCUGUCCUGGCCCCACCUCUUGCUGUAAUUGCCAUGUCAACUGAUAGAGCUUGGUGCAUCCUACCACUGAGCCCACAGUGCUCUAUCUUCUGGCAGACAUCCUUUGAAGAUAUUCUUUUCAGUGAUUACAAAAA